Molecule: messenger RNA, 669 nt
Organism: Papaver somniferum (opium poppy)
Lineage: Eukaryota; Viridiplantae; Streptophyta; Magnoliopsida; Ranunculales; Papaveraceae
Product: transcription initiation factor TFIID subunit 11-like
Exons: 4
Coding region: 1-669 (222 amino acids)
Source: RefSeq, a predicted model, not a curated record
AUGGUAAACAAAAAGGUUAUCAAAGAAGCAAAGAGAAACAAGUCGGUCCCAACUCCCAAAAAGGUAGUAAACAAGCAGGCAAAAAUCGUCCGCGUGUCUCCUUUCAAGAUCAAUUUGAAAGACCAGAGUAAAAAGUCUCCUGCCAAACAAACUCCUAAGAAGAAGAAGAAGAGUUCAGAGCAUCCUGAUAGCGGAAAGAGUCCAAGACGAUCAUCCCCUAGGUUCAAGAAUACUCCUGAGGAACCUCAUAAUGCUGAAAAGACAUCUCAGAACAGUUCAGAGGAACCACAUGAUGCUGAAAAGACUACUCCAACACGAUCAUCGCCUCGGAAAAUUAAAAGUGCAGUUGAACCAUCCACAUCAGGAGCAUCCCAAGUUGCACCCUCUAGUGAAGUUGUUAAGAAGCAGAAAUAUGCAAAGCGGAGAUUGUACACAGGGCCAUGUCCAAAUGUGCAAGUCAGGAAUGUGAAUGAUACUUUCUCAGAUCUUCAAGACAGUGAAGACGAAGAAGAUGAAGAUGAAGAUGAUGAACAAGAAGAGAAGGGAAAUGAAGAGGUGGAAAAUGAAAACGUGGAAAAAGAGAAUGAGGAAAAUGAGGACGAGGAAAAUGAGAACGAUGGCGAGGACCAUGGCGUGGGAAAUGAAAAUGAAACAGAAGCUCAGGUAUGA